AUCAUACUCUACGCCACAUCUGGCACAGACCUCCCACCGUGCGAUGAGUUGUCGUUUUUGAGAGAUAUUACUCCCGCCUGCUUCUACGUUCCCUUGGUUUUCGCGGGUGGUUACCAAAGCUUCGAAUAGUGCACGACUAAUAGCUGGUGCCAGAGCAUUGUCUGAAAAUACGAAAUCUGCGAGGACUUCGCGCAGACGGGCUUCGUUAGUGGACUGAAUCGCCGUUAGAAGAGAAUGGCAUUCAGAGUCCUUUAAAAGGACUUACCACACGAAUUCCAGUCGCCGGCAUGUUGGGUGCAACGUUGAAUAUUCAACUACUGUACAUACGCGAUCGGCUAUUGAUCGACGACUCUUCGCGUGAAAGCCACGUGGCGUUCACGUCAUUCAAUGGAAAACAUGUGAAGUCCAACUUGAAUGAUCGGAACUGAAGCCUGAAUGUCAGACCUCAAGGUCUCAAACACUAGCUUUACUUUCGUAUCCUUAGUUCUAAUAACUUGGACUUGACCUAUCUAAUCAUCUACUCUCAUCUCACUUAUUUUAUAGAAGAAGUCCGGUCUGAAUGAGCCAAUAUGCGGCAGCUUUAGCUCUUGCCCCGAUUUUACGACGACGACUACGCCGAGUCCAUCAUACUAUACCCAGACGAGGAUAUCAUCGUACUUAUAAGAGGUCAAAGCAAACUCGGACAUGGUUCAGACGGUCUCUGCUGGGCGGCGGGUCCAUGAGUUUUUUCUCCUUCGGAAGUGAAGAACCCCAAAAUAAGAAGGGGGAUACAAGGCCACCGGACACAGCACUUAGGGACGGUGGUGUUAAACCUGACAGUGAUGAAGAGACUAGUACACCCUCUGAACAGAAACGCGAAACCUCCUGGCACGGACUGAAUUUGCUGAAACAAUCGCUAUCCGUCAACGCAAUUUCUUCUGCUUUGUCUGCAUGGCGUUGGCCAACGACCUUGGACUUCUCCUCAGUGCAGGAGCGCGUGUCAGCUCUGUUCCUGGAGUUAGGCCUUGGUCCCGGAUCCUUGUACUCGGAAAUCGUUGAUGAGCCUCCAGACCCACUCAUUUAUCCCGAAAUUGAAUGGGACGCAGAAGUUCGUCUGGGUGAAGAGCUUUGCUUGUCGGAAAGAGCUUUCCUCAACCAGAGGAAAAGGGUCAUGACAGUAUCAUUUGCAAGACUCUUUGAUGUACCCGAGAAAGAAAUUGACGAGCGUGACCUCCCGAUCGUCGCAAUUGCUGGUUCUGGUGGUGGAUACCGAGCUAUGUUAAAUACCACAGGUUCAUUAAUCGGUGCUCAACGUAGUGGUAUCUUACCUUGUGUUACUUAUACUGCAGGCGUAUCAGGCAGCUGCUGGGCUUUGAGCGUACUGUAUUCCGGUGUUGCAGGCUCUCACGACGCUCGGGAUGCUGCGGAGCAUAUCAAGAGUCGUCUACAGACAAGCUAUCUGGACACCGUAACACUUGAUGCGUUGACCACGCCCCCAACGAAUAAGUCUGGCAUCUUACGGAAGGCGGCUGGUCCGAUGGGCGUGGCUUCUCUUGUAGAUGUUUACGGCACUCUAUUGGCAUCCAGGCUUUUCGUUCCCAAGGAUUUGAGCAAGUUGGACUUUCAGCAUUUGUCACUGCACUUGAGCCGGCGGAAUAUCGAUAAUGGUCAACUCCCAUUGCCUAUCUAUACUGCUAUCCAACAUGCCACUCCUCCUGCCACCUUGCAAGCUAUUCGCGAGGUUAUACAAGAGAGGGAACGCUCAGUCGACAAAGAUCGUCAGACCGUUCUUGGCGAAGCGCAGUCGCGGCUGGAAGAUGAAACUAGAUGUCUUUGGUACGAGUUUACCCCUUUUGAAAUUGGGUGCGAUGAGAUCGGGGCAUGGAUACCAUCGUGGUCCUUGGGAAGACAAUUCUUGAAUGGCAAAAAUAUCGAACGUCGGCCGGAACUUGGCAUGACCAUCAUGACGGGGAUUUUCGGAUCUGCAUUUUGCGCCUCUCUGAAGCAUUACUUCAGAGAGAUUCAACCGACUUUAAAGCUGCUGCCUUUCCAAUUGUAUGAUUGGCUCGAGGAUAUAGUCACGGAGAACGAACGCGAUCUCGGAUUAAUACAUCCAGUCCUGCCUGAUCAGCUGCCGAAUUUUCUCAAGGGUCUUGAUGGCCAACUGCGUGACGGAAGUCCAGCUGAUCUGACCGAACGGGAAUACAUGACGUUCAUGGAUGCAGGAGCUGAGCUCAAUCUGCCAUACUAUCCGCUUCUUCGACGAGAUGUGGAUUGCAUUAUCGCCCUGGACGCUAGUGCUGAUUCACAGGAUUUAUGGUUCACACGCGCCGAAGAGCUUGCGGCCAAAAGAGGGCUGCGGGCGUGGCCUAAAGGGGCCGGCUGGCCGAUGCCUGUACAGAGCGUCGAAGGCUCGGAGAGAGUUACGCCGUCAACGGACUCGGAUGCAGAUGCAGCCAAUUUGAAACUUGCGAAGACCCAAGAAUCCGCGCUUGCUGAACAGACGGAUAAGCAAGAAUCAACGGAAGAUCGUGAUAUACCCAAAACUCCAUCCUCGGAUUCUGCUCGAGGAUCCCCUUUGCGCGGUUCUGAAGUAUGGAUUGGGUCUUCAAAAUCCUCAAAAGACAUAUCUUCUCGUCUGGAUGACCUUGACGAGGAUGCUCUCAUAAAGCGGGAUGGCAUUGGUGUAGUUUACAUCCCACUAGUCCCGAACGAGCGGAAGGUACCUGAUUUCGACCCGUCCACGAUUUCAACAUGGAGACGGGAGGUUGCUCCGGAGGAAAGCCAGGCGUUGUUGGAUGUUGCCGAGGCCAACUUCUCUGACUCCAAUAGGAAAAUUAUCAGACUUCUUCGUGCGAUUUGGCUUCGUAAGAAGUAUGACAGGGAGAAACAAGAAUGGAGCGCUGGUUGGAAAGAAGCCCUCAAAUCAUUUCACAAGAAUCUACGACAGACAUUUUGAUUGGACUUUCUCCACGAUACCUUAGUGCACGUACUGAUACAACUUUUAUACGAUCUAGACGGGACCGAGGUAGAAUACACGAAACAUAUUCAAGAUAUCGUUCACUCCUUGGUUUGAUACUGUGACCAUAAGAUUCAUGUAUAACGAGGAUGCAAGGGCUUUGUCAAUCCAUCGCCGGGUGUAGGCUGGGUCCGUUAC
Molecule: messenger RNA, 3136 nt
Organism: Somion occarium
Lineage: Eukaryota; Fungi; Basidiomycota; Agaricomycetes; Polyporales; Cerrenaceae
Source: the annotation of a GenBank genome assembly